AUGUUCACCAAAAACUCCCUCGUCGCUCUCCUCGGAGGUCUGUCGCUUGCUCUGGCACAGACUUCCUCUGAGAAGUAUCCCUCCGCAGCAGAGAUUGAAGCCGCUCAGGCUAGCGUUCUCCCUUACUCCCCUGUCUCCCAUGUCAAUGGCAAGUCUUUCAACCGCUUCGUCAAUAUCUGGUUGGAGAACACUGACUUCGAAAAGGCUGCCGCUGAUGAGAACCUGGCUAAGCUGGCGAAGAAGGGUCUGACCCUCACCAACUUCUGGGCGGUCACUCACCCUUCGGAGCCCAACUACUGUGCCUCUGCUGGUGGUGACACCUUUGGCAUGGACAACGACAACUUCAACCAGAUCCCCGCCAAUGUCUCCACCAUUGCGGACAUGUUUGACCACAAGAAGAUCGCCUGGGGUGAAUACCAGGAGUCCCUCCCCUACGCCGGUUACCAGGGAUUUAGAUACCCUGAGACCGGUGCGAACAACUAUGUUCGCAAGCACAACCCCAUGAUCCUGUUUGACUCCGUGACCAACGACGCCACCCGUCUCCGUCAGAUCAAGAACUUCACCAGCUUCUAUGACGACCUGAAGCAGCAGCGUCUCCCCCAGUACAUGUUCAUCACCCCCAACAUGACCAACGAUGCCCACGACACCAACGUUACCUUUGCUGGUAAGUGGACCUGGGACUUCCUCUUCGAGCUCCUCGAGGACGAGUACUUCACCAAGGACACCCUGAUUCUUCUCACCUUCGACGAGAACUCCACCUACAAGAUCGGCAACAACAUCUUCAGCUUCCUGGUCGGUGGUGCGGUCCCCGAGAACCUUGUGGGCAAGGAGGACUCCACCUUCUACACCCACUACUCCAUCAUCGCCUCUCUCUCCGCUAACUGGGGCAUUCCUGCCCUGGGCCGCUGGGACUGUGGUGCGAACCUGCUGAGCUUCUUGGCCGAGAAGGUCGGCUACACCAACUGGGAGGUCGACACCACCAACCUGCACCUCAACGCCAGCUACCCCGGCCCCAUGUCCAGCAACAGCUACAGCCCGGAGUGGCCUGUUCCUCUCACCAAGGGCAAGUGCUCCGGUGGCCACGGUAUCCUUCACGUUGUCAAGGACACCUACAGGCACCUGACUGCCACCAAGAACUACACCAGCCCCAUUCCCUAUGACUCUGCUUCCGCCAACACCCUGGGCAUCAAGUACAAGCGUGUUCUGCGCCACGGUAAGCAAUUCCAGAUGGAGGAGGGUAUUACCGCGUAG
Messenger RNA from Aspergillus ochraceoroseus IBT 24754, 1251 nucleotides. Its product is annotated as putative acid phosphatase. Bases 1 to 1251 code for a protein of 416 amino acids. NCBI's taxonomy places the organism in Eukaryota, Fungi, Ascomycota, Eurotiomycetes, Eurotiales, Aspergillaceae. The transcript is spliced from 3 exons. Gene Ontology annotation, biological process: phospholipid catabolic process. Gene Ontology annotation, molecular function: hydrolase activity, acting on ester bonds. The record is from RefSeq and is a predicted model, not a curated record.